AUCAAGGCAAAGGUGAUUCAAUUGUUCAUAAUGGGUUUGAGCUGCCCGUUAGCAGUUGUGUCCCUUUUUAUUUUGGAGCUAAACUCCACACUUAAGUCAGGUGGCAACUUGCAACCUAAUAUACCAAUUGAGAAUGAAACAUUGGUUAUAUCUGGAGGACUUUCAGAAGGUUCACUCAUAAACUUAAGCUUCAGUGUAGAUACCAUUUGGUAUGUACAACAGGAUCCUGCCUAUAAUCGGUUUUUUGGUCUUAGCAACAAAACAGGAAAUCUUUACAGCAAAGAAACUGUUAACAUAUCACAGUCAAAUGCAUCUUAUGUGGGCACAUUUCUGAUGGCAGUCAGCAAAGAUUCAAAUCAAUCUUCUGUGGACACCUUGUACUGUGUGACAUACUGUGUGGGUAAUGCAAAUGAAGCCUGUCGUGAUUCUAAAUUGCUGUUAUCUCAACACUCUUAUCAAGCAAAUGUAACUCACAAUAUUCCACCAGGCUAUGCUGUAUUGCAGUUGGCCUUGCAGACAUCAAGCGUGCACAAUAUAUCCAAUGUGUCCUUUGCUGUGUUAACAUGUAAUUCCUUGGGGCUAUUCUUUGUUGACCAUCUUGGUACCCUACGGACCAGAAGGAAUUUGGUGGCAGAUGAAGCUACAUAUCAUUUUGUAGAGGUAGUUGAAUUUUCCUCUAGCUGUUACCUACCAUUACAGUUUGCUUAACCAGAUUUGCUGCAGUAAGCAGCGUGUAUUUGAGGAAUAGGAAACCAUCAUAAGGUAACUGAUUGUAAAAGCAGAAAUACACUGUUUCUGUCACACCACUGGUUGACAGAAUGGUAAUCAAUCAGGGAAUCCAUUGCAAAUCCUUUGCUUCUUACUGAAAGCUAGGGCAGAACAAAAAUACAGCCUUGGUAAACAAGGUACAUGUAGCUAAGAUCUUAACUUAGCUGCAGAACAAGCGUACUUAAAAUGGCUAUAUCUAGACUAUGUUCAAUCUCCUCCUUCAAAUUGCCCUUCAGGAGAGUGAAAAGAAAGGAAAUUGGAUUUUUAAAAAUCCUUUAAUUACCCUUCAGGAGAGGGAAAAGAAAGGAAUUUUUGGAUUUUUUUUAAUCCUUUAAUUGAAAUUAAAAGUCAGGCAAGUGGGUGAUGGAAAAGCUGGAAAUUUCACAGGGGAAUAUUCCAAUUUGUAUUUGUUUGCAUCCGCUGACGUUUUUUCCUGGGUUAUUUAUUUUUGAUAGCGGCGGUAUCUAAAAGACAAUUUAUUCUAUAAGAUUUC
Pocillopora damicornis (cauliflower coral) is the source of this 1261-nucleotide messenger RNA. RefSeq lists its product as uncharacterized. Gene Ontology annotation, cellular component: plasma membrane. Gene Ontology annotation, biological process: homophilic cell-cell adhesion. The record is from RefSeq and is a predicted model, not a curated record. Gene Ontology annotation, molecular function: calcium ion binding. NCBI's taxonomy places the organism in Eukaryota, Metazoa, Cnidaria, Anthozoa, Scleractinia, Pocilloporidae.